AUGGUUCAACUCAAGACUGCUGCUCUGGCGCUCCUUUUCGCCGGCCAGGCGCUUUCCAGCCCUGUCGAGAUCGACUCCCGACAGGCCUCCGUCAGCAUUGAUGCCAAAUUCAAGGCCCACGGCAAGAAGUAUCUUGGAACCAUUGGUGACCAGUACACCUUGACCAAGAACUCGAAGAACCCGGCCAUCAUCAAGGCUGACUUCGGCCAAUUGACCCCCGAAAACAGCAUGAAGUGGGAUGCUACUGAGCCAAACCGAGGCCAGUUCUCCUUCACCGGCUCGGACUACCUUGUCAACUUUGCCCAGUCCAACGGCAAGCUGAUCCGUGGCCACACUCUCGUCUGGCACUCUCAGCUCCCAGGAUGGGUCUCUUCCAUCACGGACAAGAACACUCUCAUCAGUGUCCUGAAGAACCACAUCACCACCGUGAUGACCCGCUACAAGGGCAAGAUCUACGCCUGGGACGUCCUGAACGAGAUCUUCAACGAAGACGGCUCCCUGCGCAACAGCGUCUUCUACAAAGUCAUCGGUGAAGACUACGUGCGCAUCGCCUUCGAGACCGCCCGGUCCGUCGACCCCAAUGCCAAGUUGUACAUCAACGAUUACAACCUGGAUUCCGCCGGUUACUCCAAGGUGAACGGCAUGGUCAGCCACGUCAAGAAGUGGCUUGCUGCCGGUAUUCCCAUUGACGGAAUUGGCUCCCAAACCCACCUGGGCGCUGGUGCCGCUCUGAAUGCUCUUGCCGGCGCAGGAACUAAGGAGAUUGCCAUCACUGAGCUUGAUAUUGCUGGUGCUAGCUCUACUGACUACGUCAAUGUUGUCAAGGCUUGUCUGAACCAGUCCAAGUGUGUUGGAAUCACCGUUUGGGGUGUUGCUGACCCGGAUUCGUGGCGCUCUAGCUCCUCCCCCCUGUUGUUCGACAACAACUACAACCCCAAGGCUGCCUACAACGCUAUCGCCAGUGCGCUUUAG
Molecule: messenger RNA, 972 nt
Organism: Penicillium subrubescens
Lineage: Eukaryota; Fungi; Ascomycota; Eurotiomycetes; Eurotiales; Aspergillaceae
Product: endo-1,4-beta-xylanase
Exons: 9
Coding region: 1-972 (323 amino acids)
Biological process (GO): carbohydrate metabolic process
Molecular function (GO): hydrolase activity, hydrolyzing O-glycosyl compounds
Source: RefSeq, a predicted model, not a curated record